Molecule: messenger RNA, 1314 nt
Organism: Rasamsonia emersonii CBS 393.64
Lineage: Eukaryota; Fungi; Ascomycota; Eurotiomycetes; Eurotiales; Trichocomaceae
Product: Geranylgeranyl transferase beta subunit
Exons: 5
Coding region: 1-1314 (437 amino acids)
Biological process (GO): protein geranylgeranylation
Cellular component (GO): CAAX-protein geranylgeranyltransferase complex
Molecular function (GO): CAAX-protein geranylgeranyltransferase activity
Source: RefSeq, a predicted model, not a curated record
AUGGCAGAUCCUGCGUUUAACAAAGAGCGUCAUAUAAAAUACUUCUUGCGCUGUCUCAAAACCGUCCUGCCCCACCAGUAUACGACAGGCGACUCGAAUCGCGUACUCCUGGCCUUCUUUACAGUCGCUGGACUGGACUUGCUGGGGGCUCUACAGUCCAACACCACGCCCGAGGAGCGACAAGGCUACAUCGACUGGCUGUAUCAUUGUCAGGUUCCCUCUGGAGGAUUCCGAGGAUUCACGGGCACCAGAUUCGGCGAUGAGAGGCGUACGCGCGAGAACGAAGCCUGGGAUCCAGCAAACGUUCCUGCUACUUUCUUUGCGCUGGAAACAUUGCUCAUCCUAGGCGAUGACCUUUCGCGAGUGAAGAGAAAGGAGUGCCUCCAAUGGCUUCCUAAGUUGCAGCGCGCAGAUGGAAGUUUCGGGGAAAUCCUUGGUGUGAAUGAAGAAAUCGAGGGCGGCAGAGAUUUGAGAUUCUGCUGCUGUGCCGCCGGUAUACGAUAUCUGCUUCGAGGGAAGCACGACGAUGACCUCGGGGACGUAAAGGAUAUAGAUGUGGAAAAAUUGAUAUCGUUUAUUGAAUCAUGCCAGACAUAUGAUGGCGGCAUGGCUGAGGCACCAUUUUGCGAAGCCCAUGCGGGUUUGACUUAUUGCGCCGUGGGUGCCCUAUCCUUCUUGAGACAGACAUCAGAUGCCAUCAGACGAGUCAAUCUGCUCUCACCAGAUACGCGAGAGUUUGCGUCUUUAUUGCAAUGGCUAGUGUCAAGACAAACGACGGAACUCGAAGAAGAGGAGGAGGAGGAAGACGACAAUAACAACAAAGACGAAGAUAAGGAUAAUGCCAAACCGGACUCAGUGCAGCACGUCGAAGACGGCGUGAGAGCUCCGUCUUUAAACGAUGUAAUUCACGCAUUGCCCGAUCUAUCUCCUCCCACUGAAUCCUCAUUGACGUGGGCUGGCUUUAAUGGACGGUCCAAUAAAAUUGCUGAUACAUGCUAUUGCUUUUGGGCGACAGGCGCCCUCGCAAUGCUGGAUCGGCUUUCGUUAAUAGAUGCAUCUGGCAACCGCCUGUAUCUUCUCCAGAAGACGCAACACCUCAUUGGCGGCUUUGGGAAAGGAGUCGGAGAGCUUCCAGAUCUUCUCCACUCCUACUUGGGACUGGUCAGUCUUGCGCUGCUCAAUGAGCCCGGUCUCGAGAGCGCGGAUCCAACUCUCUGCGCCCCUUCACGGAUUCUUGAUCGUGUCAAGUCUCUUCCAUGGUGGCGAGAGGACGCCCACGCGACACCGGUAGCAGUACAUCAGAGGGAAAAAUAG